AUGUUAUCUAGGUUGUCAAGAAACAUGUUGACCAAGGUCAACGUUGCCAGGUCAUACUCAACAUUCGCUGGUAACACACCAAUUCAAACAGCUGAUCCAGAGAUAUUCGACUUGAUUAGAAAGGAGAAGGACCGUCAGUUCAAUGGUUUGGAGUUGAUUGCUUCAGAGAACUUUACUUCACGCGCUGUGAUGGACGCGUUAGGAAGCUGUUUCACAAACAAGUAUGCAGAGGGCUUGCCAGGCGCAAGAUACUACGGUGGUAACGAAGUGGUCGACGUGCUGGAGAACACAACAAUCAAGCGUGCACUCGAGACCUUUGGUCUGGACCCCGCCGAAUGGGGCGUCAACGUGCAGCCCUACUCUGGCUCGACGGCCAACUUUGCCGCCUACACCGGUUUGCUCAAGCCACACGAUCGCAUCAUGGGUCUUGACCUGCCGUCUGGAGGCCAUCUGACACACGGCUACCAGACCGACAAAAAGAAGAUCAGCGCCACCUCGAUCUUCUUUGAGUCGAUGCCCUACCAGGUCAACGAGACUGGCUACAUCGACUACGAUCGCAUGGAGUACACAGCCGGACUGUUCCGUCCCAAGCUGAUCAUCGCAGGCGCCAGCGCCUACCCACGCGAGUGGGACUACGAGAGAAUGCGCAAGAUCGCCGACAAGCACGGCGCCUUCCUCCUGUGUGACAUGUCGCACAUCAGUGGCCUGGUCGCAGGCAAGCAAGCCAUCUCACCAUUCCAGUACUGCGACGUCGUUACCACCACCACUCACAAGACCCUGCGCGGCCCACGUGCUGGCCUAAUCUUCUUCCGCAAGAGCAAGAAGAAGGACGCCAAGGGCAACCUCAUCGACGACGACCUGGAGAACCGCAUCAACUUUGCCGUGUUCCCCUCGUGCCAGGGUGGCCCACACGAGAACACCAUCGCCGGCAUUGCCGUGGCGCUCAAGGAGGCUGCCACACCAGACUUCCACGAGUACAUCAAGCAGGUCAGAAAGAACUCUGCGGCCAUGGGCGAGGCGCUCAAGUCGCGCGGCUACUCACUGGUCACUGGCGGCACUGACAACCAUCUCGUGCUCUGGGACCUGCGUCCACAGGGCAUCACAGGCAGCAAGAUUGAGAAGGCUUGCGACGAAGCACACAUCACCGUCAACAAGAACGCAGUGUAUGGCGACACCAAUGCCAUUGCACCAGGUGGCGUGCGUCUGGGCGCACCAGCACUGACCUCGCGCGGUCUCAAGGAGCAGGACUUUAUCCAGAUUGUCGACUUCCUCGAUCGUGUCGUUCAGAUUUCAAUCGCCAUCCAGGCCAAGGUUGGCAAGAAGAUGCCAGACUUCCAAAAGGCCAUCCAGGACAACAGUGAGCUGAAGGCACUUCGUCAAGAGGUUGCCGCAUUCUCCAAGCAGUUCAACAUGCCAGGUUCACCGGAGCUCUAA
Messenger RNA from Acytostelium subglobosum LB1, 1434 nucleotides. RefSeq lists its product as hypothetical. Gene Ontology annotation, molecular function: glycine hydroxymethyltransferase activity; pyridoxal phosphate binding; cobalt ion binding. The coding region runs from base 1 to 1434 and encodes 477 amino acids. The transcript is spliced from 2 exons. The record is from RefSeq and is a predicted model, not a curated record. NCBI's taxonomy places the organism in Eukaryota, Evosea, Eumycetozoa, Acytosteliales, Acytosteliaceae. Gene Ontology annotation, cellular component: cytoplasm. Gene Ontology annotation, biological process: folic acid metabolic process; tetrahydrofolate interconversion; L-serine catabolic process.